Columba livia (rock pigeon) is the source of this 2332-nucleotide messenger RNA. RefSeq names its product ChaC glutathione specific gamma-glutamylcyclotransferase 1 (gene CHAC1). Bases 69 to 776 code for a protein of 235 amino acids. Gene Ontology annotation, molecular function: glutathione specific gamma-glutamylcyclotransferase activity; gamma-glutamylcyclotransferase activity. NCBI's taxonomy places the organism in Eukaryota, Metazoa, Chordata, Aves, Columbiformes, Columbidae. Gene Ontology annotation, biological process: glutathione catabolic process. Gene Ontology annotation, cellular component: cytoplasm. The transcript has 3 exons. The record is from RefSeq and is a predicted model, not a curated record.
GGCGGGGCCGGCGGCCCGGGCGCCCUUUAAAGCGACCCGCCAUCCCCCGGCCCGGCACCGAGCGCGCCAUGAAGCGAGACCCGCUGCCCCUGGAGGAACGGCCUGAGCCGCCCGCCCCGCUCCUCUCCGCCACGGUCCCGGGGGAGCCGGGCGGCGCGGAGCUGGCGCAGCCGGUGUGGAUCUUCGGGUACGGCUCGCUGGUGUGGAGGCCGGGCUUCGAGUUCACGUCGCGCAAGGUGGGCUUCAUCCGCGGGUACAGCCGGCGCUUCUGGCAGGGAGACACGUUCCACCGCGGCAGCGAGAGGAUGCCCGGCCGGGUGGUGACGCUGCUGGAGGAUCGCGGGGCAUGCACGUGGGGUGUAGCCUACGAAGUCCGUGGGGAACAGAUUGCUGCAUCACUCGAGUAUCUCAACAUGCGAGAAGCUGUCCUGGGAGGCUAUGACACCAAAUUGGUGAAGUUCCACCCUCAGGAGAAAGAUGCAGAGGAACCCAUCCUGGCUCUUGUUUACAUUGCAACACCCCAGAACCCUUCUUACCUUGGCCCAGCGUCUGAAGAAGACAUUGCAGCUCAAAUCAUUGUCUCAAGUGGUUGUGCUGGUCAUAACAUUGAGUACUUGCUGAGACUGGCAGACUUUAUGCGUUACUUUUGUCCUCAAGCAGAGGAUAAACAUCUCUUCUCCAUUGAAGAGGCUCUUAUUUCCAUCCUUCCAUGCCUAUACUGCACAGAGGAGUCUCCAGAAGAAACUGAAAGUGUCCCUCAGAAGUCUAAGGGUUGAAGCAGAAAGCUGUUUUUGCAGGAUCCCAGUAGAAGGGACAUAAGGGAGAAAGCAAGGGGGACAGUCAACUCUGAUAAAAUAUACUGGACUGAGCAAAUAAAGGGAGAAUUAGCAAGUAGUAGGGGAGGGAGGAAGUGGAGUAAAAUGCACUUGCUGUAGAACUUGAUUAGUACCUGUUACGCUACUUACCUGUAGUACCAUGAUAGCCGUCACCGCUUUCCAGAUGGGGAGCGGGGAUCUUCACUGGAACUUUGCUCUGUAAGACUUGCUUCCAGGGGUCAAACCUGAAGCACUAAUUUUCUUUAGAGAAGAAAGAGGCUCAUCUAUUCUGUGCACUUUUUUUUUUAAUAAUUUGAAAGCUAGUUGAGCAGGACUUGACUGGGUUUAAGCAGUAUGUAUGUAAUUCUACCUCAGACUGGCAAAAAGUUGUUUGUGUGGUGCUGGAGACUUGGGCAGGGUCUGCCAAAUAAGACCUUUUUUCCCCUGCCAUGUCUCACCUCCAGUACAAUGACUGAAAAAAGUAUAAAACUGUAGAACCUGACACUAAAUUUCAGGACUUCUGUGCAAUAUGAAGUGAACCAGUCUCUGUAGGCUCUUUAGAUCCUACUUCCUUAUGUUGUGAAGGAUCACAGUAAUGCACUUAUUUUCUAAAAUGUUGUAUUUAUUGUGUGUUGUAUUUCCUUUUAGGAGGGGUAGCAGAACUGCUCACAUGCCACAGUGGUAUGUAGCCCAUAUUCAACCUUGCAUUUGUGCCUUCUAGUUUUAAAUUAGUUUUCUGAGGAGUUAAGCCUGCUUUAAUGACAGAAGCUUUUCUCCAAGCUUCCCUGACCUUGUGCUGCUACAGACUCGACUGACUCCAUAAGAAAUGGCCCUGCCUGUGUGGGCAGCCUGUGCUGUCUGCAGGGAGGCUGCCUGGAUGCAGCAGCACUUUAACUAGCCCUGUGCUGGACGAAUGUCUGGUGCUUCAGGAUGAUGUGGGUUUCUGCAGAAGUGUUGGAGGGUUCCAGUUCCACACCUGGGAGUCUGUCACGCUUUUAUUUGGCUGCAAAGGACCAUGACUGAGCAUAUUUGCAAGCCUUUGAGCUACUGCAAAGCCUGCCUUGAUUGUACUAGGCAGAGCCACUGCUGCAACCUCCGACUCUUCAGCUUCACAUAUUAACAGCAUGAAAACCCAUAGUAUUUAGUAAGAAAACUGCUGCUACUGCAACUGCAGCAAAAUAGCUCUUGAGAGCUGACCCUUGGGACAUUUACCUUCUCCCAAAUAUCGUGUCUUUUUUACUAUUAAAAACAAAAAAAGGAUAGGGACUGUUUCUAUUACUGCGGCUUGUAUGUGUAUGAAGUGGUACUGUGCUGUGCCCAGUAAUAAACUGACAAAGUUAGUCUUCUGUACUUUGGUCUUUUUUGUUACUGACUUAAUUAAAAAAGAAUCAGUUUGAACUUUAUUUUUUUUAAAGCAAAAACAAACAAAAACCUUACUAGAUAAUGCUGUUCUAGUUUUUGUGUGUUUUGUGGCCAAAAAUAAAAAGGCAACCUCACUGCUGUGCUACUGGAAGAUA